CUGUAUGUGUCGAAGCACGUAUCGUUACGUUCCCGUCUUCUAGAAUUAAGUAUAGACACAACAAGACACAGUGGGCCACAGAUCCGUCCAGCUAGAAACAACUAAACAUUUUCUAGCAAAAUGGCAACAACUACGACCGUCGUUGUAACUGAAAAAGAACCCAAUUGCUGCCGUGCUGCUAUUCCCGCCCUUCACAUCGGUGGUGCAGUCACAGCAUGUAUUUUUAAUAUUUUUAUUCCCGGAUUCGGCACUGUCCUAGCUGGAUUCUUUGUGUUUUGUUGUGGUAACCCUGGGCAACCUGUAGCAGGGAAAGUCGGAACAUGUUGUUUAAAUUUCUGGAUUGGACUGUUACAACUGGUUCUUUCACCCAUCUUCUUUAUUGGCUGGAUCUGGAGCUGGAUCUGGGCAUGCGCAUUCAUUGCUAUGUCAGCCGAUUACCAUAACAACAAAACAGAAACAACUGUUAUCACAACGUCCGCAGCACCAGCACAACCGACAGUAGUGUACAUCGAACACGAUGCAAACGCAGGGGACGAUGCCUCCUCCAGAUCAGCAACAACCACCGCCAGCAUACAGUGAAGAACAACAAGCCGUUCCAGGACAGGUUGACGAGAAGAAGGAAUAAUGCUACUGUCGUCGAUAUAUUUGUGAAAAUCUGCAAAUUACUCUCUGGACUUUAGAGAAAAAAUAAUGGAUUUUCAUUAUCCAGUACAAUUAUUAUGAAACUGCUGCAGCCAUCUUGUUAAUUUUCAUUGUAAGAAUACAUAAUACCAUAUUAUUGAGCUUUUAAAAAAUGACAUAUUAAAGAUACAAUAAGGACGAACUCAUUUAUUUUCAGUACACACAAAAACUGUUGUUUGAUAGUCGACACUGUAGACAAAUCUUAUUAUGAUUUAUCAUAAACUAAAAAUGUUGCGGUUACAGGACACACAACAGUAUUUGUAGAAUUUAAAAUCCAAACCACUAAUGCUCAUGUGCAGUCCUUGCUAUUGUUUGUGCCAAAACAACCAGUGCGCAUUUACAUUAGAGGAUUGCAUCGUCUCAUCGAACAAACACGCUUUGUGUGCCACAGGAACUUAACAGCGUUUGCAGUUUAUGAUAAAUCACAAUACAGUAUCCAACAACGAUAUUAAAAAAUACACGUCCUUAUUGCAUAUUUACCCGUUUAUUUACCCGUGAUAAAAUGACUAACAUUCUGUAAAUUUUAGCGUGUUUACAUGUAUGAAUCUUAUAAGAGAAUAGUUUGAUUUAAAUAUAACUUGCUUUAUAUUUUGUAGAUUUCAACAGCACUUAAUAUCGAAAAUUGUCUUAUUUUCGAACCCUGUUCCAUACACUCAGCGAGUAAGCCGUUGUAUUGCUGAUCCCCAUUAUAUAAACAUUCCAUAUAUUCCAAAUAUCACUGUAAAUCUAGCCGUCGUUUGCCGUGUCGUUUGGUACACGCAUCGUCGGUUAGGGUGGGUCACUGUAUUUCUUGCUGUCGUUGGCCGGGUCAUUUUCAACUUUAUUGAAAUGCUUGAGAUACUUGAUGAACAUGUGAUUGUGUCAGCGGUGUUUAUAACACACCUGUAAUUCAACCUCAGCUACUGUAUAAUGUGUGUCCUACAUUUAGGACGCAGUCGCACUCAUGCCUUAAAUAGGUAUAUGGCCACAUAUAGUAUAUAUGGUAUAGUAAAACUCAUUCCAAAUGUUGAUAUAUUUAGUGGGGUGCACAAUCUACAGAUGGAAUGCAAUAUUUUCUUCCUAACAUUUAACAGAUAUUUUUAUAUUUUAUGUACAAUUUUGUUUUGUAUAUACUGUUGUGUGUUUUUAUUUUGAGAAGCAUGUAAAUGGGACAUGAUCCCAUAGCAUUUCCAAAUAAAUAAAUAAAUAAAUCCAAUAUGUCCUGAUAUAUUGAAUAGAAACACGUGGAA
This is a messenger RNA of Saccoglossus kowalevskii, 1910 nucleotides long. Its product is annotated as protein SPEC3-like. The record is from RefSeq and is a predicted model, not a curated record. Lineage: Eukaryota; Metazoa; Hemichordata; Enteropneusta; Harrimaniidae.